Molecule: messenger RNA, 555 nt
Organism: Triticum dicoccoides
Lineage: Eukaryota; Viridiplantae; Streptophyta; Magnoliopsida; Poales; Poaceae
Product: thaumatin-like protein
Exons: 1
Coding region: 1-555 (184 amino acids)
Source: RefSeq, a predicted model, not a curated record
AUGGCAACUCCGGCAGCCACCUCUUUGGCCCUCGCCGUCAUCCUCCUCCUGGUGGCCUUCACGGCAGGCGCCGGCGCAGCCACCUUCAGCAUCACCAACCGGUGCCCCUUCCCAGUGUGCGCGGCCGCGAUGCCGGUGAGCGGCGGCGGCGGCACGCAGCUGGCGCCAGGCGAGACGUGGACGCUGACGUUCGCGGCCGGCGGGACGAGCGGCAGGAUCUGGCCGCGCACGGGCUGCGCCUUCCACCCCGCCACGGGCCGCGGGGGCUACCAGACCGGCGACUGCGGCGGCGCCCUGCGCUGCGUGCUCUCGGGCAAGCCCCCCGCGACGCUGGCCGAGUUCAACCUCGCGAACGGCGGCGCCCCGGGCAGGUACGGCAUAUCGGUCGUCGACGGCUUCACCCUGCCCAUGGACUUCUCCUGCAGCGGAGCUGGGGACGGCGGCGUGAUCCGGUGCAGGGACCCCGGAUGUCCCGACGGAAACCACCGCCCCGGCGACGGCAAGUACCGCGCCUGCCCGGCCUACAGCGACUACAAGGUCGUCUUCUGCCCAUGA